AUGGAAAUACUUUCUUUAAAUUUUUUUAUGUAUACCAUUGCCGGUAUAUGGCGGCCUAUCGACUGGUCAUCGAACGUCGCUAAGCUAUUGUAUAAUACAUUUACUUUUAUUGUACUAAUCUUGGAAUAUUUUCAAAUGUUUACCCAAUUUAUGGACAUCAUUCUUGUUGUCGAUAAUAUUGAUGACUUUGCCACUAAUACUCUAAUGUUCCUGACUAUUGUUGCUGUUUGCUGUAAAGCGACCGUCAUUGUAGUACGUCGAAAUUCAAUUAUUAGUCUGGUACAAAUAUUACUAUCGACACCACAUAAACCUCGUAACGAAGAUGAAAUGGCAAUACAAACGAAAUAUGAUAAGUUUAUCAAGUCAUGCUCGAUAAAAUAUUCAAUUUUAGUAGCAAGUUCUUUAACAGGCCUCACAAUAGGAUCAGUAUUAAACAUAAUGCAAGGUCAUUUACCUUAUAGAGUAUGGUUGCCAUACGACACUAACGCAUCGUCGAUUUUUUGGAUUAUAUCCAUUCAACAGAUCGUCUCAGUAUAUUUUGGCGCAAUCAUAAGCGUUGCCUCGGACAGUUUAAUUUUUGGGUUUAUUUUACAAAUUUGUGCUCAGUUUGAUAUUUUCGAAAAUCGUCUGCACAAAUUAAUGACUAACAAAAUAUCUAAUUAUCUAAACCAAUUACCUACUUCAAAUAUCGAAAAAAUAGCAAUAUCGGAAUACGUACAUCAUCAUCUCUGCAUUUACAAAUUCGCUAAAACAACAAACAUUAUAUUCAAUCAGAUAUUCUUCAUUCAAUUUUUUGGCAGUAUAUUGUUAAUAUGUACAAAUAUAUAUUAUGUUUCAACGCAUAUGAUGGAAUACGGAAGUGCAACUGUGAUAAUUUAUACUUUUGGUAUGUUUGUACAAAUUUAUUUUUUCUGCUGGUCCGGAAAUGAAGUCAUACUUAAGAGUAUGAAUGUAGGAGAUGCAAUAUAUCACAUGGAUUGGCUUUUAUUAUCACCCAGGGAAAAAAAAGAACUUUUGAUAAUCAUGAUGCGUAGCACAAUUCCUAUUAAAUUUACAAGUAGUUUCUUGAUAACUUUAUCUCUCCAAUCUUUCAGUAGCAUCUUGAAAACAUCAUAUUCAGCAUUUAAUGUAUUACAAAAGUGAAACAUAUGUAGUCAA
Molecule: messenger RNA, 1158 nt
Organism: Camponotus floridanus (Florida carpenter ant)
Lineage: Eukaryota; Metazoa; Arthropoda; Insecta; Hymenoptera; Formicidae
Product: odorant receptor 67a-like
Exons: 5
Coding region: 1-1143 (380 amino acids)
Biological process (GO): sensory perception of smell; detection of chemical stimulus involved in sensory perception of smell
Cellular component (GO): plasma membrane
Molecular function (GO): odorant binding; olfactory receptor activity
Source: RefSeq, a predicted model, not a curated record